AUGGCGGACUCUGUAGACCGGGUCUUUGUCCAUGCCCUCAACACGGUCAAGAAGAUUCCGAAGACGGGCGCGUCGCGGCCGCCACCCUCCGAACGGCUUCGACUAUAUGGACUCUACAAACAGGCAAUGGAAGGGGACGUGGACGGCGUUAUGGAGCAGCCCAUCGCCGGUACAGGCCUAACCGCGGAGGAGCUGCAGCGGGAACGCGACAAGUGGGAUGCAUGGAACUGCCAAAAGGGCAUUAGCCGCACGGAAGCUAAGAGACGAUAUAUCGAAGCUCUCAUCGAAACAAUGCACCGCUAUGCCACGACAGCAGAUGGGAGAGAAUUGGUCUCGGAACUCGAAUUCGUUUGGAACCAAAUCAAGAACAACAGCCCUAGCACCAGCGAUUCUUCGCCGCAAGCUGCGGCACCGCCCCGACGCUUUACACAACCAAUGAGCGGCAGCGAUGGUCCCAUGAAGAUGCUGAGCCCAAUGAGCGAACAGGACGAGGCCGAGCUGCGAUCUCAUCGACAAAUGGAUUUAGAGGACCGCGAAAUGGGACACGAUGUCAGCGUCGGAAGCGGCCGGUCACAGCGGAAGAUGGAGCGCGCCAUUACCAAGCUGUCCGCCGAGGUGGCCGCCCUGCGUGAGCAAAUUUCAACAGGCCGCGAAUGGAAAUCAAAGAAGGAGCGCAGCUUCCCAUCAUGGCUUGGCUGGUUCGUUUGGUCCAUCAUGAAGCACCUCCUCAUCGACUGCGUCAUCUUAUCCAUGAUCCUAGUAUGGAUGAGGAAGCGCAAAGACCGCCGUCUUGAAGACCUCGUGCGUGCAGCUCUGACUCUCGUACGAGAGUACGUGAGGAAUAUCGUUCCAUCAAGGUGA
Akanthomyces muscarius is the source of this 861-nucleotide messenger RNA. RefSeq lists its product as uncharacterized. The transcript has 3 exons. Bases 1 to 861 code for a protein of 286 amino acids. The record is from RefSeq and is a predicted model, not a curated record. Gene Ontology annotation, biological process: fatty acid metabolic process. NCBI's taxonomy places the organism in Eukaryota, Fungi, Ascomycota, Sordariomycetes, Hypocreales, Cordycipitaceae. Gene Ontology annotation, molecular function: fatty-acyl-CoA binding.